Messenger RNA from Vanderwaltozyma polyspora DSM 70294, 1413 nucleotides. It is a transcript of the gene SDP1, whose product is annotated as mitogen-activated protein kinase tyrosine protein phosphatase SDP1. Bases 1 to 1413 code for a protein of 470 amino acids. Gene Ontology annotation, biological process: protein dephosphorylation; negative regulation of MAPK cascade. NCBI's taxonomy places the organism in Eukaryota, Fungi, Ascomycota, Saccharomycetes, Saccharomycetales, Saccharomycetaceae. The record is from RefSeq and is a predicted model, not a curated record. Gene Ontology annotation, molecular function: protein tyrosine/threonine phosphatase activity; MAP kinase tyrosine/serine/threonine phosphatase activity. Gene Ontology annotation, cellular component: nucleus; cytosol; cytoplasm. The transcript has a single exon.
AUGAGUAGUCUUCAGGAUAUACUUCCCGGUGAUACUUCUACCAUUAGUGUUACUUCUUUGAGAUCUUUAAAUAAUAGGAAUACUAAAAAUCUUUCAUUAGAUUUGGAAGAAACUGUGCCGAAUGGUAGUUUUGCAUCCGGUGAAAGUUUGCUCACUUCAGCAGAUGAUGAUUGGUCUUUAAACAUGUCAAGACCUUUGACUGAUGGUUCCAUAAGACCUCAGUUACGUUCAAAACAUCAAACGUCUUUGAACAUUAAAAAUUCAUCUUCAUCGUCAUCUUCUUCUCCUACUUUGGUACCGCAUUUGAUGAGCAGGAAAAGUGAAUCUGCAAUAUAUACAGUUCCUAGUCUAUAUGGAAGGAAUUUAUCUCCAUCUUCUUCUUCUCCUUCUUCUUCAAUUUCCUCCUCUUCCUCUUCUUCAUAUUCUGGUGGUGUUACUAAUGGUAAUAUUGGUCCUCAACGGCUAACAAGAGAUGAUUUAUCAAGAAAUUCACUUUCCAUCAAUACAUCAGUUCUAAAUACCGAAACAAUCAUAAAUAGGAAUGGGUCUCAAGCUAUAUUUCCCUCUGUAAUGGAAACUGGAACACCUUUAACUUCAACAAGAAAAAAUCUAUGGGUAUUUUCGAAUAAUUCUAUUCGCAGUAAUAACAAUGACAAUACAAAUUCAGAUUUUAUUCAACAAGAAGUUUACAAAGAAAAUGCAUAUCCAGAAGGUCCACUAUUGGUAGUGGAACCCAAUAUUUAUCUUUAUUCAGAACCAAGUUUGGAGACAAUUUCAAAAUUCGAUAUAGUGAUUAAUGUUGCCAAAGAGAUACCGAAUUUAAAAUCAUCAAUUCCAAAUGAUUCAUCCAUUGACUAUUAUCAAAUUCCAUGGACUCACAAUUCAAAAAUUUUAUCUGAAUUAAACCAUAUUACAAAAAUUAUGCAUAUUGGUGUUAUUCAAAAUAAAAAAAUAUUAAUUCAUUGUCAAUGUGGUGUUUCUCGUUCAGCUUCUUUAGUUGUUGCAUAUAUUAUGCGUUAUAGAAAUCUAGGCUUAAAUGAAGCAUAUGAUCAAUUGAAAUUAGUGGCAACAGAUAUCAGUCCAAAUAUGGGAUUAAUUUUCCAAUUAAUGGAAUGGGGUGAAUUAUUAAAAAAAUUGGAUCCAAAUAAUGUAUCAACUCUGAAUUCACAAUCGUUGUCAUCUCCGCAGAUUCAUGAUAACUCAUUCCUUUCGUCAUCAUCAACAACUAAUCUUAGCUCAUCGAUAGAUAUACCUGAAACUCCAUCAGAAACUUAUAGAAAUAAUUCGUUUCCAAAUCCAAAUAAUCAACUAUUGAUGCACGAAAACCAUCAAAGCAUAAAACCAAAACUGUCUACAAUAUCAACAGAAAUUGCAUCUUAUCCAGAUGGUACAGCAAACCAUUUCUGGCCAUAA